AGUUAUUCUCUGUCCAAUAGGAAUUGUCGUUUUAACGGUACGGAUCGUACCACCGUUUUGGCCCCUCCCAUAUCUCUGCUGUAUGAAAUUUUGUGAACAAAGUACAGACAUGGAAAUCGGCAAAAUAGUGACAUGUAAAGCCCCAAUUAACAUUGCUGUCGUCAAGUAUUGGGGCAAGCGAGAUGAAAAAUUAAUUCUUCCUGUGAACUCGUCUUUGAGUGCUACCCUUCAUAUUGAUCAACUGUGCACCACCACGACUAUAGCUGGCAGCAAACACUUCCUUGAAGAUAGACUCUGGCUCAAUGGCAAGGAAGAGUCUUUAGAGAACCCAAGAGUAAGAACCUGCUUACAAGAGAUUAGGAAAAGGGUUCGGAAGAGGAAGAUAUCGGCCGACGAAUCAUGCCCUGAGGAUUGGAAGCUUCAUAUCUGUUCUGAAAACAAUUUCCCUACUGCUGCUGGUUUAGCUUCAUCUGCUGCUGGAUAUGCAUGUCUGGUCGCUACCUUGGCACAGGUCUAUGAUGUCCAAGGGAACGUGUCCGACAUCGCCCGUCAGGGCUCUGGGAGCGCAUGCAGGAGCAUGUAUGGGGGCUUUGUGGAGUGGCUGGAUGGGGAAUCUAAUGAUGGCAGUGACAGUAUAGCUCAACAGGUGGUAGAUGAGACCUACUGGCCGGAGAUGAGAAUCCUUAUACUUGUAGUUAGCGAUCAGAAGAAACACACGAGUAGCACUGCUGGUAUGCAGACUACUGUAGAAACAAGUGAACUCCUUCAGCACAGGGUAACAUUGAUACCAGGAUACAUGGAAACUAUGAGGAAAGCUAUCAGGGAAAGGGAUUAUGAGACUUUUGCUCAACUUACUAUGAAGGACAGCAAUCAGAUGCAUGCUGUGUGUCUGGACACCUACCCACCUAUAUCCUACAUGAAUGACACAUCAAGGUCGAUUGUUCAGAUGGUCCAUGAUUACAACUCAUUCCACGGAAAAACCAAGGCCUGUUACACCUUUGAUGCUGGUCCCAAUGCAGUACUGUACAUCCUUGAGGAGAAUGUGAAUGAGGUGCUAUCUCUGAUCCAUCAUAGUUUCCCUCCUUCUGGAGACAAUGUAGAGUACAUCAGAGGAUUGGAUAGUAGUAUUCAUGAUAUAUCUGAGGAUCUCCAAAGUGCCAUGAAGCGAGACCCCAAUCCAGGUGCUCUGAAAUACAUCAUCCACUCCAAAGUAGGACCAGGACCACAGGUAGUGAUAGACCAGGAACUGAGUCUACUGGACCAAAAUGGAAUGCCUAAGAAACUUGCUAGUUGACGUUAAAGCUUGUAAAGCUUGUAUUAGUCAUGGGCCUCCACACACCGAAUCUGAUCCAAAUCGCCCUGUCCAAAACUGUAUGAAAUCACCUGUGUAGUGAUUACUUAUGAACUGUUCUGUUUACUAAGUGGAUACUUAGAAAUGGUGAUUGAUUCAUUUGAACUGUCACUUUGGGAUAUAGUGUGCAUCAGCAAUUAUUUUGUCAAAUAUUUCCAUGAACC
Molecule: messenger RNA, 1515 nt
Organism: Lytechinus variegatus (green sea urchin)
Lineage: Eukaryota; Metazoa; Echinodermata; Echinoidea; Temnopleuroida; Toxopneustidae
Product: diphosphomevalonate decarboxylase-like
Exons: 9
Coding region: 83-1294 (403 amino acids)
Biological process (GO): isopentenyl diphosphate biosynthetic process, mevalonate pathway; isoprenoid biosynthetic process
Cellular component (GO): cytosol
Molecular function (GO): diphosphomevalonate decarboxylase activity; ATP binding
Source: RefSeq, a predicted model, not a curated record